Messenger RNA from Coccomyxa subellipsoidea C-169, 2013 nucleotides. RefSeq lists its product as hypothetical. Bases 462 to 1526 code for a protein of 354 amino acids. The transcript has 6 exons. NCBI's taxonomy places the organism in Eukaryota, Viridiplantae, Chlorophyta, Trebouxiophyceae, Coccomyxaceae. Gene Ontology annotation, molecular function: antiporter activity. Gene Ontology annotation, cellular component: Golgi apparatus; trans-Golgi network; endosome. The record is from RefSeq and is a predicted model, not a curated record.
CAAAACGUACAUUAAUUAAUAUGAGAAACACACUUCUUGGUUGAUAAUUCUUCAAAUUUCCUGUCUGAGUCUCUUUGGGACGUUUCAAGCGGCGGUGUCUGUGAAAGUAAAUUAUGAAUGGGAUCUCAGCAGGCCUUAGCUCUGUAUCGUGAGCUCCUCAGAAACAUCAGAAAGCUUCCCAGGAAUUCCAGGCAGUACUACAGGCAGAACGUGAAAGGAGGCUUCCAAAACCACAACGACGAGAUUGAUCCAGAGCGUCUUCAACAGCUCCUUGAAGGCGCAAGAAAAGACGCAGAUUUCAUACUGAAUAAGUACGUUGGGAGCAACCAAGGAGGGUCAACUACUGGACGGUGAUCGAGUUGGCACGCGUUGCAACAACUCGGCAGGACUUUGUACCCUCUCACUUCAAGAAAAGCUCCUAGACACCAAGGGAAGGAGACGGUAUUGGAAGCACAUCCAGCAUGCAGACCCGGCAGCGCAGUUCCGGUCCCAUCACAAAUGGAAAAUCAUCGACUGCAUACGUCAAUGGGAACGCAAAUGGAACAGCGGCAGCCAUGAAUGAAAAGACCUCGCUAGCAAAGCCUGUAGUUGUGGGGGCAGCGCUGUCAGUGUCGUCCCUGGUCCUCUAUCUGUUGAGCUCCAGCUACAUCAUCCUCCUGAACAAGCGUUUGAUGGUGGAUGAUGGGUUCAAGUACCCCUUGGCCCUCACCGGAUUGGCACAACUGGCAGGCGCUAUUGCAGGAUGGAUCACCUCUAAGACGGGGCUCAUCAAGCUAGGGCCUGCACCGUCGCUGCGUUUCCUGGUCACGCGCCUGCUUCCAAUUGUGCUGAGCAGUGCUGGAGCGCUGUAUUUUGGCAACAUGGCAUAUUUGUCCCUGUCUGUCGCCUUCAUCCAGAUUCUGAAGGUGCUGACCCCAGCAGUGACCCUGGCCAUCUGCGCCACAUUUGGGUUAGAGAGGCUGACGGGAUCCCUGCUGGUGUCCAUCCUGAUGAUCACUCUGGGCACUGGCGUGGCCACGGCUGUGGAAGUGGGUGUCGCCGGCUUUGCCUGGCCUGGCUUCAUUUCCUUCCUGUUCUCCACGCUGCUGGAAGCCGUGCGAGUGGUCUACAUCCAGCUGCUGCUGGGCAGCCUGAACUACAACUCCAUGGAGGUGCUGGUAUACCUGGGCUUCCCAACGGGCAUGGUGCUGCUGGCAGCGUCAGCCAUCUGGGAGCGCGAGGGGUUGCUGGCCAACGGCCUGGCCCUCAUGGCGCACAAGCCGCUCCACUACCUGUCAGCCAUCUUCAUGGGUUUCCUGGUCAACCUGAGCACCGCCUUUGCCAUCAAGGUCACCGGCAGCCUGACAUUCAAGGUGGUCGGCUGUGUCAAGAACACGCUGCUGGUGUGGGCGGGCAUCCUCAUGGGGGAUGUGGUCACGACCGAGCAGCUGCUGGGCUACACCAUCUCUGUCGUGGGGUUCGCCCUCUACACGCACGCAAAGUGGCGACAGGGGAAAAGUGCAUCGGCCGCAAAGAAGGUGUCUUAAGGGCGGACUCUCCAUUGGAGACUCUCCAUUUUGUUAUAUUGGUUUGGUAGAAAAUUCUUGAACGGAUAAGUCAGGCAGGCUGUGGAUCGAUGUUUUUACAUGACAGUAGGGGUACUGUAUCCAUGAUCAUAAACCUUAUUGAACUGAAAGGGUCCUACACCGUAUGUGUGCAUUGCCUCAUGAUUCAACAGGAUGGAGGGCAAAAGUGGGAAUUAAAAUAGGUAGAUUUUGUAGUACAUGGUAGUGACAGCUGAAAGCAUGGCGGCCAGCUUCAUCAGAUUUACAUGAUCAAAGGAUGUCGUGGAUUUGGAGUGAGCAUGUUGCCUGCAUGCAGCGUGAUGCUGCCGCUGAGCUUCGCAACAAAAUUAUAAAGCCUAGUCCAUCUUGAAACUUUUCUGUCAAUUAUUACAGGUCCUACUAGUACAGUGAGUACUCAGACAAGCCCGCGAGAUGUUCAUUAAGGCCAAGUAAAUGCCAAUGAGUGAUC